This is a messenger RNA of Colletes gigas, 2476 nucleotides long. RefSeq names its product cysteine-rich motor neuron 1 protein (gene cmpy). The coding region runs from base 320 to 2398 and encodes 692 amino acids. The record is from RefSeq and is a predicted model, not a curated record. Lineage: Eukaryota; Metazoa; Arthropoda; Insecta; Hymenoptera; Colletidae. The transcript has 11 exons. Gene Ontology annotation, biological process: regulation of signal transduction; regulation of cell growth. Gene Ontology annotation, molecular function: serine-type endopeptidase inhibitor activity; insulin-like growth factor binding. Gene Ontology annotation, cellular component: extracellular region.
CGUCGCGUGCUGGUCGUCGCCGGGAUACGUUUGUGGUACCGUGUCCGCGAUGUUGCUGCGAGCGUGAGGGAGAUACAGCGCGCAGGGGACGAAGGAAAAACGCGCUUCCAUCGGGGAUUACUAUGCGAUCCUACGCAACGAAUAUUCUCGUGGUGAAUCGGAGCUGAGAGGAUGCACAGUGCUGCGAGUCCCCCCGCGACGAACUGAGCGUUUCGGUGGACGUUCUCGCGGCGUUAAAAACACCCGCGAGUCACGCAGAGGGCAGUGAAUAUAUAAAACCGUGUUGUGCGUGGCGGAGGAUCGAAACGGUGGAGGAAAAAUGAGGGCCUCGUUGCUGUUGCUGGGAGGCAUCGUUGUGCUCUCGAUCGCGGUCGCGAGGGCUCUUUCGUGUGUGUGCUCGCACCUCGAGUGCGACAUUCUCACCGACGAGGAUUGCCCCGGGGGCCUCACCUUGGACCCCUGCAAAUGCUGCAGGGUGUGCGCACGUGUCGAGGGUGAGCCGUGCGGCGGGCUGUUCGGUUUCUCCGGAAGCUGCGCCGACGAUCUGCAAUGCGUGAUCAAGAAUCUGCUGCCCAAUGCCAGGGAGGUCGACGAGGGGAUAUGCACAAAGAUUCCGGGCAGAUCGAGGAGGCAUUGUCCGCGCGGGCCGAUAAUGUCGGAACCGGGAUGCAACUUGGUUUCUGAAGCAAUCACCGGAGAGAACGGAAAUACUUUGUCGACCGGAAAAUGCGUUUGCGGACCGUCGGUGCCUUGGUGUCCGGACGAGCCACGGCCUUACGUUUACGCGACGCGACACGAGUGCAAGCUCAAUUUGGCCGCCAAAACCGGUUACGAUGACCUCUUUAGUUCCGGAGACACGGCCGCCGACGACACCGAAGGAGACGCGAGUGGCGCCGAGUGUCCGGAGGACAGCGUCCGAGACGAGAACGGCGGUUGCAAAUGCGCGACCGGAUGUCCUCCAGCGGUCUGCCCGGAGGGUCAACGCCCCGUUCAAGUGAAGGCUGCGGAUCCCCAGACUCCCGGUAGCUGUUGCGCCCGCUACGAUUGCGUACCCUCAGACUCCCGAGGCAUCGACCCGUGUCCCGAAAACAGCGCGUUAACGGAAGAUGGAAAGUGCGAAUGCGCUCCCUGUUCACCAGCCAGCUGUCCGGCCGGUUAUCGUCCCGUUCAGGUGACGGACGACCUCGAUCGCGAGACACCCGGUAGCUGUUGCCCUCUCUACGACUGCAGACCCUCAGAGUCUGUGUUGUGGGUAAAGAUGGCGACAGAGGACACGAAAUCGACGAAACAUUGCAUCUACGAGGACAAAGCGAAGAAGGUGGGCGAACAAUGGCAGCAGUCGGACUGCGUGACCUGCGUCUGCGAGGAGGAGGGAGUGUCCUGUCAGGAACCGAUGUGUAAGUCCUGCGAAAACGCCAUUCCUCCGAAUCCGGGCGAGUGUUGCCCCCACUGUCCCAUACCGACGAAUGCAACGAUCGAGGAGCUCGAACCGCCUUGCCGAAAUUCUUUAGAAAACUGCGACUUGACAUGCGAUCAUGGAUACGUGAACGACGAGAACAAUUGUCCCAUCUGCAGCUGCAUCGUGCAAAAGGAGAACGACGACUCCGUGGUAGUGCAUCCACCAGCGGACGUCGAUAAAGUUUGCCCAGAGCUGCCGCAUUGUGGACUCAAUUGCGACCUCGUGAAGGACGAGGGGGGAUGCUCUGUGUGCGCUUGUCAGACACCACAGACCUUCGAGGAGCCCACCAACGACAGCGUCGUGAUCGACGCGACCGGAAAGAAGAUUUGCCCGGAGGUCAAGUGCGACUUGCACUGCGAGCGCGGUCUGGUCAUGGACGAGAACGAUUGCACGUUUUGCAAGUGCAGGGCGCCCAACACCAACUGUCCGCCCCUGGAGGGAUGCAGAAAACGAUGCACCUUUGGCUACAAAACGAACAAACGCGGCUGUUCCGUAUGUCGUUGUCGAGCCUCCUGCACCGAUCACCUGAACGGAACGCAUCCGGAAGGAUCGACUUGGCAACCGAACGCGUGCACCACGUGCACCUGCGAGGCCGGAGGAAGACUCGGCUGCAGAGAAACCAUCUGCUCGGUAGCCUGUUGCAACCCGUUGCCUCCGAAGCCAGGAACCUGUUGUCCAAUCUGUCCAAUUACGGAUUCGAAGGAGAACGAGACUGGCGGCCACCAAGGUAGCAGAAGCAUGGGCACGGUAUCGAUCACGUUGAUCGUCAUACUAUCGGUGCUCUGUUUGGCGUUGAUCGUCGACAUAGUCCGCAGUCGAUUCCGCGGACGACUGUCGCCGUCGGAGACGUCGUUCGCGUCGUAUCCGUCGCAGUACUACAAAUACGUGCCCGCGUACGACACGCCGAUGCAUCGAAACGAGAAAAUCGUACCCCUGUAAAAGACUGUAAAAAGAAACAAAAAAAAAACAAAAAACAGAGAAAACCAAUUCCGAGAGAAAUUACGAAAAAGUCCUGGA